UACACUUCCGGCUUCCAUCAAUUUUCUCCUUCUCGGCGUCCGAACAGGAAAACAUCAUGAAACCAGAGCUUCCUGGGUUUUACUACGACGCGGAGAAGAACAGAUACUUCCCCAUUAAAGGCCGUAUUCCUGGCUCCAAUUCUUCUUCUUCUUCGAAAACCGCCCAAAAUCCCGACCCAAAACCUUCACAGCAGGAACCUGAUUUGCAGAAGAGAACCAAUCUAAAAGCAGCUAAGCUACUUUCUUUCCGAGAGUUGAAUGGUAAUGCUAUUCCACUCGAUAAGGGGAAGUGCAACUUCAAGGAGGAGAUCCAGAAAUUGCAAGCUUCCUGUCCUGAAGUAUGGCGUUAUGAGCACACUAGCAAGACAGCCGAUGCUGCUCUGGAACAUGCCCAGAUUUGUGUACAAACAUUAGAAGGUCUAAUCAGGAGAGACUUUCUAUUGACGGGCACCAUGACUGGCUCCCUGGGUUUACUGGAUGUUGGAGAAGCCUUGGAAACUUCUGAUUUUGGAUGUGAAUGUGCUCCAUUUCGGGUGCUUCCUUGCAAAGAAAGUGGUCUACAAGAUAGGGAGUCACCUUGGAAAAUAUGGAGGCCUGCAGGAGCUUUGGAACAACUGUCUUCAAGCAUAUCUUCUAUAAACUUGUUGGGGAGAUAUGAUGCAGCCGAAAACACGUCCAAUUCAAACCGAGCAUUGAUAACAACCCUUGAGCCAGAGGUCUCUGGAUCAGUUUUUGUUUUGAACCUCGAUCGUGCAUUGGACUUCAAUUCUAGGUUUCCAAUCACUAGAGAGAGCAUCCACGGGGGUGCUUCCCUUGAUUGCACCAUAUGGACAGCUGAUUGCGAUUUAAAUGGAAGUCAUGCUGCUAUUGGUACCAAUCUCGGUGGUGCAUUGGUUGACGUGGAAAGGGGAGCGUCUUCAUGGUUUCUGCGCAGUAAAAGUGAUGUUUUGGCACUACAGUUUCAUCAAUCGGGUAAUGUUAUUCAAUGUGGGCUAAGGAAUGGAGCCAUUGUGUCGGUUGAUACUCGUGAGAGACCAGGGAGAGUUUCUUCUAGGCUCACUAGACAUCAGAUACGGUAUCACUGUCACUCUUCAAAUAAAACUGGUCGAAGAAGUUCUAAUAGGCAAUGGUUUGAGCUCAAAGGAAAUCUAAAUCCGUCUCGUAUCAUCUAUAUGCCUUCUUCUGUUACAUGUCUAGCAACGCUUAAAACGUAUGAUCACUACUUAAUGGCAAGCUCCAUGGAUGGAUCGAUUGUUCCUACGUUAGAUGAAGCUAUACGAUCAACGCAUGACGAGAGGAGAAGCUGUCCAAUCGUACGAAGGUCACGUAAAUUCCCAUAUGCGUAUCCAAUUCGGGAUCGAUCCAUCAGAAAGAUUCGUUAUGUCAGUGCUUCAGGUGGAGUAGAUGGUUAUGUUCGGAUUUGGAGCAUAAAAUCUGGUCAACUUCUGUCUGAAAACAAAAUCUCUGACUCUGUCCCUUCAGUCUUGUCUUGGCCAACCCCACAAAGGCGAAGAAGCUGCGGAGAUGGAAGCGUUCUUGGAGCGUGGAUUGCAUCUCGUGAAUCGAUAUUCUACGUGCGUUAACCGUUCACCAUGUCGAACCACGGAGAGAUGAGGAUCGUGAAUCUCACGACAAGUUUUCAUCUUUAUUGGUGAAAUGCUCUAACACCAGUUCACUGACUCGGAACGGAAGAAGCUAUAGGACCUUGCAAGAUACAACACCGCCAUGUUCGUGUGAUGAUGGAAGCUUUUUUGAACCUAUGACACAUUUGCUAGGAUUAGUUGCUUUGGAACUGUGAAGAGCUCAUAAUAUUUUUUUUUUCCUUUUUUUCUCCUUUUUUUUUCUUGUCGUGAAUGACAUAGAACUACCCUUCAGUCAAUUUUGAUAAAGAGAUACAUAAUAUAAUAUUUAACCGUUCUUUCUUA
Tarenaya hassleriana is the source of this 1925-nucleotide messenger RNA. RefSeq lists its product as uncharacterized. The record is from RefSeq and is a predicted model, not a curated record. Gene Ontology annotation, molecular function: protein binding. The coding region runs from base 57 to 1583 and encodes 508 amino acids. Lineage: Eukaryota; Viridiplantae; Streptophyta; Magnoliopsida; Brassicales; Cleomaceae. The transcript has 13 exons.